Seriola aureovittata is the source of this 1121-nucleotide messenger RNA. It is a transcript of the gene ndufaf2, whose product is annotated as NADH:ubiquinone oxidoreductase complex assembly factor 2. The transcript has 4 exons. Bases 86 to 574 code for a protein of 162 amino acids. Gene Ontology annotation, cellular component: membrane. Lineage: Eukaryota; Metazoa; Chordata; Actinopteri; Carangiformes; Carangidae. The record is from RefSeq and is a predicted model, not a curated record. Gene Ontology annotation, biological process: mitochondrial respiratory chain complex I assembly.
CACUUGCAUAAACACCUCAGAGAGGGCACACAGCUGACCAGGGUCACAAAAAUACUCUCCAAAACCUUCGGGUCGUCCUGUGAACAUGAGCAGGAUCGCUGGAGUUCUUCGGCGGAUGUUUGGUAUAAUACGUGAGCACGUCGGGACAGAUCAUUUGGGGAAUAAAUAUUACAUUAUCCCAGAACAGAAGACAUGGACAGGAAGACUUGUCCGUGCCAAGCGAAUGGUAGUGGCAGCCAAUCCUACAGAAUAUGAAUAUAUUGAAGGCAGCAUACCGAUGGAGUGGGACGCUUGGAUCCGAGGCAGACGGAAGAAGCCCCCCUCCAUCGAGGAGCUGCUGAAGAAUGAGACUUACAGGGAGCAGAUCAAGCUGAAAGCCAAAGAGGUGGAGGAGAAGGAUCUGGCCCUACAGGCUAAGGAGUAUGAGGAAGGUCUGGUGGCGACCCCUGCAAGGACUGUGGCCAAAGGCCAUGCAGCUGCCACCAGCUUCGGAAAGCAGGAGAUCACGGAAGAGCCCACCAGCACCGCAAACACAUUCCAGCCUGGCUCCUGGAUGCCCACUUCCAAGAAGUAGACAGACAUCCACAUACACUGAGACAGUGUUGUAAUGUACUGUAAUACAAUCCAAUAGAAAAGCCCUGCAAUAAAUACUACCUUUGUGAAACUGAUAUAGUUGAGACUUGGAUAUUAAAUAUUAGAGACACCUUUCAGUAUAAUCCAAUCCAAGUCAGCAGCACCACAAACUAUAACCUCCGAAAUGACCAGAGUUUAAUCAACUCAUCUGUGAAUCAGUCUCAAAUAACUGAGCAUUAUAUGUUUUACAGAGGAAGUAUUUAUUUCAAAGCUGGUUUAUUGGUCUGCAUUACAUUGUACAGGGGUUCCUACUUUUCUGGUCCCUCAGUAUAUAUUGAAUAUACACUAGAUUAUCCAUCUCUCAUCUUAAAGAUGACUAUAUGUGACAACAGUAAUUUAAUGUAGUGAAAAACUUGUUAGUAAAGAGAAGAAAAACUGCAGUGGUUGUACUUCAUCAAUUAUUAAGUGCACAGAAAACAAAUGUGUUUCAGGGAUACUGUUAGAAAUAUUUUCUAAUUAAUUAUAAUAAAUAAAUCAGCUCUAAUGAA